Messenger RNA from Pteropus alecto (black flying fox), 1795 nucleotides. It is a transcript of the gene CUNH1orf50, whose product is annotated as chromosome unknown C1orf50 homolog. NCBI's taxonomy places the organism in Eukaryota, Metazoa, Chordata, Mammalia, Chiroptera, Pteropodidae. Bases 61 to 657 code for a protein of 198 amino acids. The record is from RefSeq and is a predicted model, not a curated record. The transcript has 5 exons.
CCGCCUACGGACCUUUUGCGCAUGCUCUUCCGCCGGGUGGGGAGACAUUGAGGUACUGUCAUGGAGGACGCUGCGACUCCCGGGCAGUCUGAGGAGGUCCCUGAAAACCAAGUUCAGUCGGCGACAGAUCGGGGAGGAGCCCUGGUGGAGCUUACCCCGACCCCCGGCGGCCUGGCCCUAGUGAGCCCCUAUCACACCCACCGGGCUGGGGACCCCUUAGACCUCGUGGCGCUCGCAGAGCAGGUGCAGAAGGCUGAUGAAUUUGUCCGAGCAAAUGCCACCAACAAACUGACAGUGAUAGCUGAGCAAAUCCAACAUUUGCAAGAACAAGCCAGGAAGGUAUUGGAAGAUGCUCGCAGAGAUGCUGACUUGCACCGCGUAGCUUGUAAUAUAGUGAAAAAGCCUGGCAACAUUUACUACCUUUAUAAACGGGAAAGUGGUCAGCAGUAUUUUUCCAUUAUUUCUCCAAAGGAAUGGGGGACAAGUUGUCCACAUGACUUUCUUGGUGCCUACAAGCUACAGCAUGACUUCUCCUGGACUUCAUAUGAAGACAUUGAGAAGCAAGAUGCUAAAAUCAGCAUAGUGGACAAGUUGCUAAGCCAGCCAGUGGCCCUGCCUCCAAGUCCUGAACCCAACUUCCAGGGACUGACUCACUGAGAGUGGACUCUGACAAACAGCUCUCACGGCAAGGACCUGUCAUCUCCUUGUUGCCCCCAUUCUCUGCCUUGAUGAGAGGUGGCAUGAGAACUGAGGACAUGUAGGUGAAUCAUGAACUUUUUGGAAGGACACCCUGUGUGAUUGUAAUUCUGUCAUUAUUACUUUUAGUGGGGAUGGUAAUGAAUCACAUCAGGCUUUUUUUUGGAUCCUCUCUGGAUCACAGAUACCCAACCAGUCAGUUUCAGCAUACUGGCCAGUGUACUUCUCCUUUACCUCCAUCUGUUCUCUCUAUAAGUCAGAGUAUUAGAGAAAGAAGCAUUUCUUCCCACAAAUGGUUGGCGAGGGUUUUCAGAAAGGACUGUUUUUAGUUUUCUUCUAUAAUUUGUCUUUAAGAUUGGGUUUAGGCUACAGUUGAUGCAACUCCAGCUUCAAAUUCAUCUGGGAACAAGAAAGGGAUAGUGGAGGAUGAUAAACAACUUGGCUUGGCUGCAUUAAAGAAAGUGUGAUUCUGGUAUAUCUACACUACUGGUGAGGUUUGGCUUGACCCUUCUGUUCUUUCUGCCUUGCUGGAGUGACUAGAGAAUCUGAAGCAGCAGUAAUACCCAGGUUUGGGUAGGGUCAGCCUCUAAACUCAGAAUUUUAGGCUUGGAAGGGAGAUUGGAGGCUGCCACUAACCAUUACAUGAAUCCACUCUAUAGCUUCACUGAGGAGGAGAUUCAGAGUUCAGCCAUCUGCAGCAGGACAAAUCCAUUUAAAUAGCAACUUUAAAAUAUUGUGGAAGACAGACUAGGGCAGUGGGUGAGACACAGGAAAAAUAGCCAACCUGUUAAUUAUGAGUUAAUUCACAUCAAAACUUAUUUCAACCUGAGUUAUUUGAGAACUAAACAGUCUUUUUGGCCAAGUUACUCCAGUUCUGAACGUGACUGGACUCUUGUGGGACUCUACCUCACUUCCUGUUUAUUCAGUGGAAUCAACUAAAUUUAUAGCAUUUCCAGCAUGGCAGUACUACUUUCAAUGCCAUAUAAUCUGUCACAGCAUGCUGUAAAAGGAGAGAUGUGUACUUGAAACCACAAUUGCCCAAAUUCCUUUCUGGGGAUGGAUGUCUCAUGCCGAUCUGCUUGGUAAAACCCUAAACCCA